ACCAUGUCGACAGUGUCUCGACACCGACCAAGAUAUCCAGAACCAUGCAGUACUUCUCGGAAAUCAUCGUAUGUCUUGUAACUUUAGCUGUGGCGGAGGGUGUACGGCAUGAGAUUCGCACUGUCAUUGGCGAGGACGUCCAGUUGCCUUGUGCUGCGAAAUCAAAGGCGGGUGUCCAGUACCGCUCGGUGACAUGGUACAAGAUUAUUGAAGGGCCUCCCCGAAUGAUAACCGGUCUUGUAAGACUAACUAAAAACAAUGGCAAAGUGGAAAAAUACAAUGGUGUCAAACGAGAGGUUGACCUGCUCGAGAGAACACAGAGCCUUCUUCUGUCUAAUGUAACUGAACAAGACAGUGGAAUAUAUAACUGCUUUCUGUCUGCUCCUCUUGGCCAUCAGAACCAGGAAGGCGAAAUCGUUCUGAAGGUCUAUGAGCAUCUUACAGUUGAGCAAAUGGAAUUUAAUAAAAGUGAUACAAUUUAUGUGGUUGUGGCCGUCACAGUCCUCGGUGUGGCACUCCUGAUGCUUUGCUUAAGCUAUGUUUGUUUAAGGAAUGUAUACCAAAGCAACAAGAAGCUCUCAAAAGACUCUUUGCUGAAAAUGCCCCAUCAAGGAAGGAACUUGAUUGUCACCAAGCAUUUGGAUUGCAAAACUUUGCCUAUAAUGUUUGUGUGAUGGUAAACCAUGGAGUACAUGGGGGAGUGCUCAGUAGAAGUCAAACAAAGCUCUGCGCACAAGAUGCCGACAGUCGAUAGAGCUUGUGUUGAAGAAGACCACCCACAGAAGCACAGGAAUUGGCAUGUUGGUUUUAGGGAAACUUGCUUGCUAAGCUGGUAGAUGGUCAAAGAGAGACAAAUGCAAGGACAAAGGUUUCAGCAUCAACAUCUUUUGAAAACUGCAUCUCUAAACUAAGUAGUCACUUAUUAGUCACAGUAGUCACAGUACCAGCUUGACUCAACUUACCUGGAUUCGACUCGCUUUUGUUUGGUUUUCCACUGUGUAAAAGUACCUGUAUAUCUGUACCUGCUUUUGGGUACUUUUUUCACAUCACCUCUGGCGAGGUUCUGAGCGAGCUGAGGCGAUACUAAAAUGUGACGUGAUGACACUGCAGACUGCUGAUUGGUCAGAGAGAAUCGUCACUAUUCACUGUCAUCAUUGCAUGCGCCAGACGGAGGAUCCUGAACAACCCUGCCAUUUUGAAAUAGUUUGGCCAGAGAUUGCGUGAUAUACUACUAUUAUGGCAACUCGUAAGAACUCAUGGCAGUUUCCUGCUAUGACGACCAUGUAUUAUUGUGGAGGUACUAUCUGUAAUGGAAAACGGAGCGAGAGGCGACAGUGCAUGUUUGCAUGCUAUGCGAUCAAUGUUAACUAACACAAGUGUAAUGUUAGUUAAUACAGGUGGAGAGCUCUCAGCAAUCAGCCCUCCCCCUGGACAGCACGCCAAAUACGCAAUAUACUUUACUCCCUCUAACUGAAUGUAAGAGUAAGCUUGUGAAAUGUUAUUUGAAAUCAUGUUUUCAAUUAUUUCAUUCCUAUGGAAG
This is a messenger RNA of Pimephales promelas (fathead minnow), 1540 nucleotides long. RefSeq names its product CD83 molecule (gene cd83). NCBI's taxonomy places the organism in Eukaryota, Metazoa, Chordata, Actinopteri, Cypriniformes, Leuciscidae. The record is from RefSeq and is a predicted model, not a curated record.